Molecule: messenger RNA, 282 nt
Organism: Microthlaspi erraticum
Lineage: Eukaryota; Viridiplantae; Streptophyta; Magnoliopsida; Brassicales; Brassicaceae
Source: the annotation of a GenBank genome assembly
AUGACAGUUAGUGAUUUCAUUAACAGAGAUACAAAAGAGUGGAAUCUGAGGAUGCUAGAAGAAUACAUGAACCCAGAAGAGAUUCCGCUAAUCCAAGGCAUGGCCAUUAACAAGACUUUCCACAUGGACAGUUAUAGUUGGAGCUACACUAAAACCGGUCUAUACACGGUAAAGUCCAGAUAUUGGGUCGCAAGAAACCUUCUCAACCCAAUUGAGGAGUCAUAUUUGGAGCCAAGUAUCCGACCUCUACAAGCUCAUGCUUGGAGGAUGAAAGCCGCAUAA